Messenger RNA from Lolium rigidum, 791 nucleotides. RefSeq lists its product as uncharacterized. The record is from RefSeq and is a predicted model, not a curated record. The transcript is spliced from 3 exons. Bases 1 to 561 code for a protein of 186 amino acids. Lineage: Eukaryota; Viridiplantae; Streptophyta; Magnoliopsida; Poales; Poaceae.
AUGGCGGCGCUUCGAGUCGCGGCGAGGAGGCUCGUCAGUGGCGGCGGCCAGACGCCGGCGGUGGCCGUGGGAGAGGCGCAGCGCCGGAUAUUCCCGAGGCUCUUCCAGGUCAACCGGGCAAGGUCUACCACUUCCUCCGCGGCUGCCGUGAACAGCAAUGCGGCGGAAGGCAAGGGCCUGAUAGUUGAAGAUCGGGAGAGGCGUGUGAAACUCUUGAUGGAUAUCCAUAGGAGGAAAGAGGACCUGUACGAUCUGACCUCAGAGGCGGAGAGGAUCUACAAGCUUCCCCGCAGGGAAGCCAGAGAAAUAGCAAGGCUGCGCCAGGAGCUUGCCACGCAAGUCGAUUGUAGGCCCAAUGACAGCACGUGGCGCUUGUUACGAGGGAAAGGUAUAUUCGAGCGUUACUUUGGAUUUGGGGCUUCUAUGUUCAGUAUCUAUGUCCUCACAAGCAUGUGCAUUGGUUCGAUCGUCGAACUGGAGCCACGCGAACAGCGAUGGCUCAAGAAGAAAAGAAGCGAGGCGAGCAAGGCCAAGAGUGGAGACAAAGUAUCUCCUAACUAGAAGAAGGUGGAUAUUGUAGGCCAUAUUUGUGAAUGCUAGUGUGCUCUCUAUGGUGAUAACUUGAUAAGUGGUCGCUUUGUAAGACUGAACUGCUUCCAGUUCCAUGAUCUUGUUGGAGUCUCCAAGUUAUCUAGAAGUUAUGUUGUAUCUGUGUUGGUGUCUGCCUCUUUAUGCUUGUUCAAGAAUUUGAAUGAUGUCAUCACCCGUGAAUGCACUUGCCAUUUACCACU